Lichtheimia ornata is the source of this 246-nucleotide messenger RNA. RefSeq lists its product as uncharacterized. The transcript has 2 exons. Gene Ontology annotation, molecular function: G-protein beta-subunit binding. Bases 1 to 246 code for a protein of 81 amino acids. Gene Ontology annotation, biological process: G protein-coupled receptor signaling pathway. Gene Ontology annotation, cellular component: heterotrimeric G-protein complex. NCBI's taxonomy places the organism in Eukaryota, Fungi, Mucoromycota, Mucoromycetes, Mucorales, Lichtheimiaceae. The record is from RefSeq and is a predicted model, not a curated record.
AUGAUCAAUCAACGAAAACCGCAAAAUCUCUCUGAAGCCAAGCUUAAUCGACUUCUUGAAUACAAUCAACGACUACGUGAGCUUUUGGAUAUACCACGUAUCACCGUAUCCGAAGCAUCCACUCGGCUUAUUGAUCAUUGUCAGGAUACUCGAGACCCUAUGUUGCCAUCGGUUUGGGGUCCUAUUGACAAAAAAGAUGACCCAUUCGCACCCAAUGCUCAAGGCGGUUGCUGCAGCGUCAUGUAA